This is a messenger RNA of Clavispora lusitaniae ATCC 42720, 801 nucleotides long. Its product is annotated as NAD(P)H:quinone oxidoreductase, type IV. NCBI's taxonomy places the organism in Eukaryota, Fungi, Ascomycota, Pichiomycetes, Serinales, Metschnikowiaceae. Gene Ontology annotation, cellular component: membrane. Gene Ontology annotation, molecular function: NAD(P)H dehydrogenase (quinone) activity; FMN binding. The record is from RefSeq and is a predicted model, not a curated record.
AUGAAGAUCGCUAUCAUUUACUACUCAACUUAUGGGCAUAUUGUCACCAUGGCCAAAGCGGUCAAGGAAGGUGUGGAGAAGUCGGGAAAAGCCUCGAAAGUCGACAUUUUCCAAGUGCCAGAAACCUUGCCUCAAGAAGUAUUGGAGAAGUUGAAGGCGCCAGCUAAAGCCGAUUACCCAAUCGCCACUUUGGACACUUUGUCCGAGUAUGAUGCGUUUGUGUUCGGCUACCCAACGCGUUUUGGAAACUUGCCAGCUCAAAUGACCGAAUUUUUGGGUUCUACCGGUGGCCUCUGGGCCAACGGAACCUUGUACGGCAAGCCCGUGGCCAUUUUCACCUCCGUCAGCUCCCCAGGAGGCGGCCAAGAAGCCACGUUGAGAAACUUCAUUCCUUACAUUGCUCACCACGGUAUGAUCUACAUUCCAUUGGGUUACGCUAAGGCAUUCGCUCAAAUCACCAACUUAGAUGAGGUUCACGGUGGAACCCCAUACGGUGCCGUCACUUUUGCUGGAGAUGGUUCUAGACAGCCUACCGCUUUGGAAAAGGAAAUCGCUACCUUGCAGGGUGAGGCAUUUGCGGAUAACGCCAUUAGAUUUGUGAGCUCUGUCGGUUCUACCGAAACUGCUACGAAGACCGAAAAGGCUGAGGAACCAAAGAAGGCCAAGGAGUCAAAAGAGACGGAGGCUGAGACCAAGGCGGAAAAGCCCGCCUCCGACGCAGCCAAGAGAAGCCAACAGACCGCUCCUUCAAGUGACAAGAAGGAAGAAUCAGGAUGCGGGGUCAAGUGUGUCAUCGUUUAA